AUGAAAGAUCCUGUCUCAUAUGCUGUGAUUCGUCAUUUAACACAAAAUAAAAAUGCUCAACAAGAAUCUUCAACAGCAACUACAGUAAAUCUGACACAAAUUAGCACAUCCGUAUCAGCUUUCAAAGACAUAGCCGAUGAAAAUGUUUCUUUAUCAUCUGUUCUUUUUCAAACAAAGCCGGAAACGGAACAGCAACAAACAAAACGAACCAAAUUUGGAGACGCUCAAUCUGCGAUGGUCACUGCUGCUACAUCAGUUGCUGGGGGUGUGAGUAAUGUAUUUGUAUCUGCACUUACUGCCGUAUCUGGGCGUAUAACUGGUGCUUCGACAACAGUUACAUCAACACCAAAACACAUCAGAGAACAAGACGAAGAAACAAUUCUUGUAUCCCAACCAAAAUCCCCGUCAUCACCUAUUCUUAUCACUACUCGAGACAAUCUUAUUCAACGAACAAGUGCUCUAAUUAAAUCAGUGAAAAUAGCUUCAUCUACAUUAUCUCAAGUACAUCGCUUAGAAAAACUAUCUACGCAUUUGAUGACGCUUCCAGAAGCAGUCAUUUACAUUUCGCAAGAACGAUUAAUACCAUAUUUAUUGUUUAUUCGACGUCAAGAACAACGAAAACUCAUUCCAGAUAAAGUUUACAUAAGUGUAAUAAAUGAAUGUCUUUCUUUGUGUGGUUAUAUUUCGCCUCCGAAAGCCAAAGGUAUUCGUGUUCUGACUAUCGACGGUGGAGGCGUAAGAGGUCUGGUAUCAAUUAAAGCAUUGAGACAAAUUGAACACCUAUGCGGAGAACCAAUCUACAAAUUAUUUGAUUACAUGUGUGGUGUCUCUACAGGAGCUGUGAUUACAUCUAUGCUUGGUGCUUUUAAAGUUGAUUUAGACGAAUGUGAAGAACUAUAUAAACAUUUUACUUCCACAAUAUUUAAUCGUAAUAAAGCACUUGGUAUUAGUUCGUUAAUCACAAGUCAAGCAUAUUAUGAUACAAACAGUUUUGAAAAAUAUUUACGGGAUAGAAUGGGUGAAAGGUUGAUGAUGCAAAGUGCAAGAGAUCAAGAUUCACCAAAGUUUAGUUGUGUAUCGGCAUUAAUGUUACCAAACAGUUUUAAGUUAUUUUUGUUUCGAAAUUAUUCUAUAUUUAUGUCACCUAAUAGUCAUUAUGAUGGAACAUGUAAAUAUAAAGUAUGGGAAGCUGUGCGAGCAAGUACAAGUGCACCUGGCUAUUUCGAAGAAUAUCAUCUUGAUAGAAAUGUAUUUCAAGAUGGAGGAUUGGUUGCGAACAAUCCGGCGUCGAUUGCUAUACAUGAAUGUAAAUUACUGUGGCCAGGAGAAGAUAUUCAAUGUGUUGUGAGCUUAGGAAAUGGACGACCCAGUCCAGAUGUUGUUUCUCAGUCAAAAUCAAUGAGUUUGAAGCAAAAAUUAUCGUCUUUGGUCGACAGUGCUACAAACACAGAAACCGUUCAUAUUGUGUUGCACGAUCUGUUACAGCCACACAUCUAUUUUCGAUUUAAUCCAUUUAUGUCGGCUGAUUUUACACUAGAUGAAAAUCGACCAGAAAGACUCGAACAAAUGCAGCGUGAUACUCAAAUGUACAUACGUCGAAAUGAAUUUAAGUUUUUAAAAUUAGUUCAUCAGUUAACACGUUAUCGUUCGACAUUCCAACGAUUUAUUGAUCGAUUAAAAGAAUUUGAUGCACCAGUAGAUGACAAUAAUCUAAUAAGAGAAAUUCAAGACACAAAUGAAUUAGAUUUAUCAACGAAUGAUAAUAUUCAUGAACCAUCUACCAUUGAACUAUUACCCGACGAAUUGUUUUUGUAUAUUAUUGAUUAUAUGAAACCAUAUGAUAUUUAUCAUUCAUUGUACAAUCUAAAUUCAAGAAUUAAUGAUAUUCUUAAUGAUUCAUCAAUUCAUUUUUAUGUUGAUUAUUCUAAUAUAGAUAAGAAUGAAUUUGACUAUUGUUGUCAAACACAUGUUACAUCACAAAUAGCUAAUCGUUUAUAUUCAUUAAAACUUUCUAAUAAUGAAACAUACGGUGCAAUUACAUUAUUUAAUUUAUUUGUUGAUAUUGAACAAUUUAUUUAUUUAAAAUCAUUAAUUUUAAUUGAACCAUUAUCAUCACAAUUAAAAGUUAUUCUAUCUAAAUUAACAUCAUUAGUUUAUCUUUCUUAU
Messenger RNA from Didymodactylos carnosus, 2166 nucleotides. Lineage: Eukaryota; Metazoa; Rotifera; Eurotatoria; Philodinida; Philodinidae. The record is from the annotation of a GenBank genome assembly.